This is a messenger RNA of Malurus melanocephalus (red-backed fairy wren), 609 nucleotides long. Its product is annotated as lymphocyte cytosolic protein 2-like. Gene Ontology annotation, molecular function: protein binding. The transcript has 6 exons. NCBI's taxonomy places the organism in Eukaryota, Metazoa, Chordata, Aves, Passeriformes, Maluridae. The annotation marks the transcript as partial. The record is from RefSeq and is a predicted model, not a curated record.
CUAGCUGAAACAUUUCUGAGAAGAGACCAUUUUGUAGCAGAGGAAGCAGAGUCUCUCUGCAAGGUCCUCACAACGUAGUUCUGAACUGAAAAGAGCAGUUCUUGGACAGAAGCAGCUGGGUGUUGGGCAAGGAAUUCCUUGGAAGUGUCCACACUGAGAGAAUACAUGGCUGUGUCMUCGACAGCACUGCUAUGAACACUCCCUGAGUGCCUGGAGGAGAAGACAUGGACCUGAGGAACAUUCCCUACCGCUCCGACGUGCUCAGCUGGAGCCCAGAUGACUUAGCAGACUAUUUCAGGACGCUAAAGUAUAAGGACUGUGAGAAAGUUGUGAGGAAGCACAGCAUAAAUGGACAAAGGUUUUUGAACAUGUCUGAAAAUGAUAUUCAGAAAUUUCCAAAACUCAGAGUGCCAAUUGUGAGUAAAUUAAGCCAAGAAAUAAGCAAAAAUGAAGGGAGACUCUCUUUCCUUCCAAGAUGGGCCCAACCACAAAAAUCUCAUGAAAACCCAGGGUAUGCUCAGGAUGACGGUGGCUGGUCUUCAUUUGUGAGUAUUUGUGUUAAGAGAACCCCCCAGCUCAGGGCAUUCCUGCUCCCUGCACUGGCUGAAU